AUGGAAAUUGACCUUGGAGACUCUAGACACAUGGCUCACCGCAGGUUCCUUCUUUUGGAGGCGAGACUCACGAAGGAUCAGAAACUUUACGCUGAUUAUAAACAAUUUAUGCAGGAGUUCAUCGACCUGGGCCAUAUGGAACAAAUUGGCACGUUCAACCCAGUAGAGUUGCAAUCGGAAAAGCAGUAUUUUUUGCCGCAUCAUGCUGUCAAACGCCCAGAUAGUAGUACGACGAAACUCAGGGUGGUGUUCGAUGCUUCGGCUAAAACUAGCAAUGGAAAAUCGCUGAAUGAUCAACUUAUGGUGGGACCAACGUUGCAACCCCAGCUGGUCGAUACGCUGCUUCGCUUUCGAACGUACAAGGUCGCGGUCACAUCCGAUGUUUCGAAAAUGUUCCGACAAAUUUUAGUACGCAAAGAAGAUCGACGUUUCCAGCAGAUUCUUUGGAGAUCCAGUACCAAGGAUGAAAUCGGUGUUUAUCAGUUAACGACAGUUACCUAUGGUACUGCCAGCGCCCCGUUUUUGGCAGUCCGGACACUAAUGCAGAUUUGUGAAGAUGAAGCAGAGCAGUAUCCCCUUGCAGCAGAAGUUGGCAAGAAAUCGGUAUGCGUCGACGAUGUUUUAUUCGGUGCUGAUACGGUAGAGGAAGCACGAGAGUUGAAAGGGCAACUAGCUGCUAUGCUCGAAAAGGCAGGAUUCGAGUUGCAUAAGUGGUGCUCAAAUAGCAAAGAGGUGUUGGCUGAUAUUCCCGAAGCCAGGCUGGAGCAAAAGGUACUGCUGAACAAAGAAGGCCGAACUAAAACCCUUGGGUUAACUUGGCAACCCGAUGAAGAUGUAUUCAGUUUCGAAGUUAUGUCAAUUGCCUUUGAUGAAGGAGUACCGACCAAACGAACAAUUCUCUCAGACAUAUCAAAGUUAUUCGAUCCACUUGGCCUAGCAGGACCAGUUAUUAUGACGGGCAAACUCAUCAUGCAAGAACUAUGGAAAGAGAAACUAAAUUGGGACGAGCCGCUGGAAGCUGGUAUAGAAAACAGGUGGAACGAGUAUCGACUACAGUUACAGACGAUGAACACAAUUCGGAUUAGUCGCUGUGUACUUCCAUUGUUGCAAACAGAAUUUGUAGAACUUGCUGGGUUCUGUGAUGCAUCGCAGAAGGGCUACGGAGCAUGUUUGUACUUAAGGUCACGAAACUCGCAAGGUCAAAUCUCCAGUCGUUUACUAUGCUCAAAAUCUCGCGUCGCACCUAUCAAGGGAAAUCGAACCACGAUUCCGCGCCUAGAGCUAUGUGGAGCUCGUUUGCUCGCUCAAUUAGCAAAUAAUGUAAGACGAUCCCUACCAGUUACCGUGAACCGAGUUCGUUUUUGGUCCGACUCCACUAUUGCUCUCAGCUGGAUCAACACUUGCCCCAGUAAACUGGAUGUUUUUGUAUCAAACCGUGUCGCUGCAAUACAACAGCUGUCCGACCCAAGCGAAUGGUGUCACGUCAGCACGCAUGACAAUCCGGCAGAUUUGGUCUCACGUGGAAUUAUGCCCCAAGAGCUUCAUUCAUCUAAACUUUGGUGGUGUGGACCGCCAUUCCUACGUAAAAACGAUAUCGUCUGGCCAAAGGGAGUGCAGCUGGUUGACCCAAUGCAGCUGCCAGAAUUGAUCCAGGUUACCGCCAUGCCCGCAGUGGUCGAAAGGCUGCAUUUAUUCGACAAUUGCAGCAAGUACAACAUAAUGCUUCGAGUCGUCGCGCGUAUCAAGCGCAUGUUCCAGAAUCGUCAGCGUAGUGCAGAGAAUCAACGUCGUGGAGAGUUUAGCGCAGAGGAAAUGCGAUACGCCAAGCUUACAAUUGUUCGUCUCGUCCAGAAGGAGAGCUUUCCGGAAGUAUUCGCCCAAUUACGAGAGGAGGUAACAUCGAAGAACCAUUCGCUAAUACCGCUUUCUCCGUUUGUAGACAACCACGGACUACUGAGGGUCGGUGGACGUCUAUCGAAAUCGGCCUGCUCAUAUGAUACAAAACACCAGAUGAUCCUUCCCAAGAACCAUCCCGUCACAGGUGCAAUCAUCCGGUCUUUCCAUGAGUCCAAUAUGCACGCCGGUAUUCAGGUCACACUUGCUGCAACCAGAAGGGAAUUUUGGAUCAUCAGAGGAAGAAGCGUGGUCAAGCAGGUCAUCAAGAGCUGUGUCGUUUGUUUCAAGAGCAAUCCCCGUCCAAUUCAACAGUACAUGGGUGAUUUGCCAGCUUGCCGUGUGGAAGGACAGUAUCCGUUUUAUCGAGUCGGUAUCGAUCUCUGUGGACCAGUAUUCUUGAAGCAGCGCAAUAAACGUUCCACCGUCGAGUAUAAAGGAUGGAUUGUGCUUUACAUUUGUCUGGCAACAAAAGCGAUCCACCUCGAGUUGGUCAGCGAGUUAUCAACCGCAGCAUUUUUGGCAUCAUUCGAUCGUUUCGUUAGCCGUCGAGGUAGACCUAUUGCAGUUUGGACCGACAACGGCACAAAUUUUGUUGGCGCCGCUAAUUUGUUGAAAGAAUGGGAGAAGUUUUUUAAGAGUUUCGACAACCAAGACGACAUUCUACGAGCCUACGGCAACAGUGUCGAGUGGCACUUCAAUCCCCCAGAGGCACCGCACUUCGGCGGUAUUUGGGAAUCAAACAUCCGUCAAACCAAGGUGUUAUUGUUGAAGCAUACAGCAGCAGCAGCUCUGAGUUUCGAAGAGUUCUCAACCGUUUUGUGUCGAAUUGAAGCGGUUUUAAAUUCGAGACCGCUCACCCCGCUAUCGGACGACCCAGAGGAUUUUGAGGCGUUAACUCCGGGACACUUUUUGGUAUUUCGAUCUUUGAACGCUGUCGCACGUCCCGUAGUCAUCGAUCAACGUAAGCAUCCUAGGCAACGAAAUGAACACAUCACCGCUAUCAUUCAGCACUUCUGGAAUCGUUGGCAAUCGGAGUAUCUUUCGUCGCUACAAGUACGAUACAAGUGGCACAAGAAGGUAGAAGUCGAAGUAGGUCAACUUGUGCUCAUCAAAAAGGACAACAUGCCAGUUCAGAAAUGGCUACUUGGCCGUAUUAUCGAGGUCAUCCCUGGUACCGAAGGUGUUGUACGAGUCGUCGACGUCAAAACAGAGAAUGGAAUUUUGCGAAGACCUGUAUCGAAGCUGUGCUUUCUACCCAUCGACCCAGAGCAGAGUUUCGAAAGGGACACCUUUCAACGGCGGGAGGAUGUUCAGAAUAAUCUGAUCGAAUCGGCAUCACUGCAAUAA
Sabethes cyaneus is the source of this 3243-nucleotide messenger RNA. RefSeq lists its product as uncharacterized. Lineage: Eukaryota; Metazoa; Arthropoda; Insecta; Diptera; Culicidae. Gene Ontology annotation, biological process: DNA integration. The record is from RefSeq and is a predicted model, not a curated record. The transcript has a single exon. Gene Ontology annotation, molecular function: nucleic acid binding. The coding region runs from base 1 to 3243 and encodes 1080 amino acids.